UCAACAUCUGGGAUUGCACGGAUGUCAUCUCCCAGGCCAGGCGUUACCUGGGGCAGCGUCCCUUCGGGUAGUGGUCUGCAAGUGCCCGGACCCCAUCGCCGCCGCUCCGCUAGUACCGACCAAAUUCCCAUCAUCCGGCCGACGACCGAUGAUCAAGAAGGCGAUCCGACCGAUGGCCUACGGAUUUCCUACUCCAAAAUGGCCGUCGAAGGCACCGGCCUCAAAGCUCGCCGGUUAAGCACGAGUCUCCCGGGCGAGUUUUGGGUGGAUUUCUGCGAACUCGAAAAGGAAUACAAAUCGCCAAGCAUCUUCCCCGGCCGACGUGGUCAUCUAGUGGGCAAAGGCGCUACGGCGACCGUCACAUUGAUGCAGCGGCGCGGUGGACACAAAGAUGAGCUAUAUGCCGUCAAGGAGUUCCGUGGGAAGGACAAGUCCGAGGCUGAGGAGGAGUACAUUCAGAAAGUCAAGUCGGAGUUCAGCAUCGCCAAGAGUCUACAUCAUCCCAACAUUGUCGACACGGUGCAAUUGUGUGUGCAACAUGGUCGUUGGAACCAUGUUAUGGAGUACUGCCACGUGGGAGAGCUCUAUACCCUCGUUGAGAGAGGGUUAUUCCGUACCUACUACAAACUGGAAGACCGGCUGUGUUUCUUCAAGCAGAUCGCUCGGGGGAUUGAUUAUUUGCACAGUCACGGCAUCGCACAUCGAGACAUCAAGCUGGAAAAUUUGCUUAUGACGAAUGAGGGCUACAUCAAAAUCACGGACUUCGGAGUCUCGGAGGUAUUCUGUGGCGCCCAUCCAGGAUUACGAGAGAGCGGCGGCCAGUGUGGAAAAGAUAUGGGCGAGAUUCGUCGAUGUGCUCCGGGCAUAUGCGGUAGUUUGCCGUACAUUGCGCCGGAGGUGUUGGAAAAGAACGGCGACUAUGACCCGCGACCGCUCGACGUCUGGUCCUGCGCCAUUGUCUUCCUCACCAUGACCUAUAGUGGUUCACCUUGGCAAGCCGCCAAGCCUGAAUACCAGCACUACGCCAAAUUCGCCAAAGGUUGGAGCGACUGGCUCGCCGUGCAUCCUGACGGCAUGAUCAACGAUGGUGUGGAGGGCACUCCGAAAUGUGGCCCUGUUUUUGCCCGUCUCGACUCCGCACCCCUGAAACGUUUGAUGUUGAAAAUGCUUCACCCCGACCCCAAGAAGCGCAUCAGUAUGGCUGACGCGCUUCGCACUGGACUCUUGAAGAGCGUGGAUUGUUGUUCGGCGGAAAGCUUCGAAGAACCUGAACAACGGGGUGCUGUCGAUGCUACCAGCAAGAAGAGCUGCAAGGCAAACCGAGUGCUCAAGAAACAUUCACAUUUGCCACCUCGCGAACAUAAGACGCCGAGGGUGCUACGACAUCGUUUCGAUAUGGGCGAUGGGUACUCAUGA
Messenger RNA from Eremomyces bilateralis CBS 781.70, 1416 nucleotides. RefSeq names its product kinase-like protein. The transcript has 2 exons. Gene Ontology annotation, biological process: intracellular monoatomic cation homeostasis; intracellular signal transduction; protein phosphorylation. Gene Ontology annotation, molecular function: protein serine/threonine kinase activity; ATP binding. The record is from RefSeq and is a predicted model, not a curated record. The annotation marks the transcript as partial. NCBI's taxonomy places the organism in Eukaryota, Fungi, Ascomycota, Dothideomycetes, Eremomycetales, Eremomycetaceae.